Messenger RNA from Fusarium coffeatum, 960 nucleotides. RefSeq lists its product as uncharacterized. Gene Ontology annotation, cellular component: mitochondrion. Gene Ontology annotation, biological process: RNA methylation. Bases 1 to 960 code for a protein of 319 amino acids. The transcript has 7 exons. NCBI's taxonomy places the organism in Eukaryota, Fungi, Ascomycota, Sordariomycetes, Hypocreales, Nectriaceae. The record is from RefSeq and is a predicted model, not a curated record. Gene Ontology annotation, molecular function: rRNA (uridine-2'-O-ribose)-methyltransferase activity.
AUGAGUACUCGACUCGCAUUACAUCUUACAGGCCGUGAGGUCUGCUCAGUUUUCUCGAUACAACGGCCGGUAGCAUCUUCCAUUCGAUGGUCGUCAUCGGGCUCUCGCUGGAAACAGCGACAAGGUCGUGAUUUCUACGCACGCGGUGCAAAAGUUCAAGGGCUCAAAAGCCGGGCAGCCUUUAAGCUCCUCGAGAUGGACUCCAAAUACAGGCUAUUCAAAGGAAAUGGACAGACCGUGGUUGACCUUGGAUACGCACCAGGUAGCUGGUCACAGGUUGCCGUAGAGAGAACCAGACCCAACGGCAGGGUUAUAGGCAUUGACCUCAUCCCAGCCCAGCCGCCACGGGGUGUAGCAACUUUUCAAGGUGACUUUCUUUCGCCAGAUGUGCAAGAAAUGGUCAAGAACUUUAUUCUCGAGAGUCAUCGGCGUCCACCUCCAUUACAAAAUGGCGAAGAGAGCGUUGGUUCUGAUCCAGAUGAGAUCGCUGCGAUUGAUCGGCCGAGCUAUCUCGACAUGGAAUUCCAUACGAGCCAAGACGAGGCAGCGCCCCCCGAAUCAGAAACGUCAGAGAAGCGUCUUGUAGAUGUUGUUCUAAGUGAUAUGUCAGCACCCUGGGAGCAAACCACCGGCUUUAACGUGAACACGUUGAGUAAUCCAUAUCAUAGGUUGAUGAACACGAGUGGGAACGCCUUUCGCGACCACGCUGGAAGCAUGGACCUAUGUGCCGCUGCCCUACAGUUUGCUAGUGAUACUCUCAAAACUGGGGGGCACUUUGUCUGCAAGUUUUACCAGGGGUCUGAGGACAAGGACUUUGAAAAGAAGUUGAAGACCCUAUUCAGCAAAGUGUUCAGAGAAAAGCCCGAUUCUUCGAGAAAGGAGAGCCGAGAGGCAUACUUUAUCGGUUUGCGGAGGAAGUCCAAUAGUACGAUAGAACCACCAACAGAUGUACAAGACUAG